AUCGAUACCACUAACGCGCUAACGCGACGCGUUCGUGCUUCGAACGCAUCAUCCUUUUCUUACCCAACCCCAUCCGUCCAAAACCACUUCACUCGACAUCUCCAAACCUUCGAUCAAACACGUUCUUCCUACUUCAACACCCGAAACUACAUAUACUAUAAUCACGAUGAUGCUCACAAGCUCCUUCCACACGCCACCAAUGUCCCACUACGGAGCCUAUACGCCACCCAAAUCCUCACCACUGUCACCAUUAUCCGGACGCUCUGCAAAUGCAACACAACGACUCUUCGACUUUAGUAUGCCGAGCGAGAACAAGUCGCCGGUACCGCAACGCGCUUUCAAGCCAAACCCGGUGAUUCAGACACGCGAUGCGGCGACUAAGAGGAGGAGGGAUAUGUUCUUCAAGCGGGUGCAGAGCAGUCGCGAGGACAAGAAGUGGGAGGCGCGAGGAGAACAGAUUCAACAACUAGAUUUCGUCAAAGAGCGCAGGAGGUGGGAGGCGGAGAAGGCGCGUCAAGCACCCGUUGAGGAUGGCGAUGUCGAUGAAGAAUCUUGGGAUGAUGCGACGUCACUUCCGUCAAAUGAUGCGCUGCCCCACAAUCCCGAGAUGAAUGAGGCGGAGUACAUGCUCGCGCAGGAGGAGUACGAAUUACAGCAGUUGGUCGCGUCGAUGGAGUACGAGCAAGAGACAGCUUCACAGCAUUUCGGGAGCGACGACGAAGAUUACGACUCGAUAUUCAUGGAAUGUGCGACGGCAAAUCACCAACUCCAGCAACAAUCGCAACUCUCGAGUACCAAUUUCCACGAGACGGACGCGAUGGACAUGGAUAUGACGGACGGCUAGACGUCACGCACACGUUCGCUGUAUAAUUAUUUUUUCAUGGCUCAGCUCUGUGUAUACUGUCCCAAUAUGUUGUUGGAACCAGCCACUUGCGAAUUAGCCAGCGAAGUUGAACGGGAGACAUAUACAUUGUGGGUAUCUGGAAGAGUCAAGGGACGUUGGCUACUGUGCAAGAAACUACUGUGUCGGGCAUCCCUGGUCCAUAUCCUGGAGUACUUCUUGCGCAGCAUGCAUAUCGCCUACCAAGUCUGGCGGCGGAGAACCUGCGGCUUGCAUCUAGAUUGUGUCAGUCAUGUUAUCCAACACGGGGCCGUCAUAUAGAAGUAGUACAUACCUUCUGCAUCCUCUCCACAAUAUAUUCUCUGUCCUUCGGAUCCCCAUCACU
Dothidotthia symphoricarpi CBS 119687 is the source of this 1226-nucleotide messenger RNA. RefSeq lists its product as uncharacterized. The record is from RefSeq and is a predicted model, not a curated record. NCBI's taxonomy places the organism in Eukaryota, Fungi, Ascomycota, Dothideomycetes, Pleosporales, Dothidotthiaceae. The transcript is spliced from 2 exons. Bases 167 to 844 code for a protein of 225 amino acids.